AGAAUGAUUUCCACCUGGAAUCCGGACAGAUCGUGUCUCCUGUGAAUCGUCAGAUCCGACGUACGCAGUGAAAUAUUAUUGGCAAGAGAAUCCUUGAGGCAUUGACGCUGUUCUUAUCGCGAAAUGUAAUACGUGUUGGUAUAUCAGUGAGGAAAUGGUGAAUCACGUAAAGUUCUAUUGCGCGCACUAAAAUACCGUCGCGGAAUGUGGGCGAGGAAGUAGAUGUGACGCAUCAACACAGAUCUGAAUUUCCAUUAAAUAAUAUCGUUGCGACGUAAGGCGUUUAGUGAAGUGAAAACGCGUCUCGAUCGAUUUCGAGGGAUGCCGGGUAAAAAAAAGCGUCGCGUUCACGUCGGUACAGAGCGUCUCGAGGUGUCAAAUGUGUGGCAGAUGACAUGACAUGAGACGGCAGGACGACGUCGGCGACGUCGAAAAUUACGCAACGAGCAGAAACGCCGCCGUUGCCGCCGUCGCCGGCGGUGCGAGAUGGCCGAAACAGCGACGACAACGACAACGGCGUCUGCGCAGACUACCGUAUUACCAUUGUGCGCAUGCGCGACUUUACUCGUCCCUUGGCACAGCUGUCGACGGGGUUGCCACCCCGAGGGUAGCUGCUUGCCGAAACAUUCGAAGCGUCCGUCACGAUUGGCCGAGGGGACACGAACCAGUCUCCCAUCCUUUUACUAUUGGCUGGCUCUACUUCGUGGGUGGGGUCACGACUAGCCAAGCGAGUCUGGUAUAGAGGGGAGUGUUUGAACAAGACUCCGCGGCUCAAGAGUACCGGGGUACACUCGCUAACCGGCCUCCAUCCACACUACACACAGAGGGAGAGAGAGAGAGGGCUCAAACAGCCGCAAAUAACUGCGACUACGUGUGGUAUAUAGUUGUUGGGACAACAAUUACCCCUAUCGCAACGUCAUCGAGUACUACGGACACGCAUUGUUCGGGACGCGCUCUUGUUGUCCGCGUGUGUUUGUGUUUCUUCGGGCAUUCUUUUUAACGUGACUAUUAACGGCGCCAACUCCAGCCAGAGGAUUUCUUGGCCAGCCACGGGGCAACGUGGGCCUCUUUGCCCGUCCUAGAGACUUGGACGGCGAGUGAAGACGAAUCGCCGUUUGACAACCACUUGUCAUGGUCAUGUAUCUAAACAGUUUGUGAUAGUUGUGUGACGGUUUUGUGACGGUUUCGCGGGACCGAUCUGUGUCUCGUUUUUGUGUGACGACUUAUGAGGCGAGAUUCGCGCGCUCUCGUCAUUACUCUGCUGUUAGUCGAUAGUAUUGUUAUGCUCUUCGAUCUCUUUACAAGAAACCUGUGUUUCCAGUGAUUGUUCAGUGUUUAUUACUGGUGAAAGGGAGUGGAGAGAGGGAAGAGGAAAGAGAGAGAGAAAGAGUCAGAGAGAGAGAGGAACCACCAGUCUGUUCACUCCAGGUUGGCUUGCAGGACUGUACAGCAAAGAGAAAAGGGAAACAAAUCAAAACGUCUGAAGAAGUGUCUGACUGCUGUUUGAUAAACGUUCGGACAGAGAUGAAUCUUUAAGAGGAAGUUCCUAUACCGCCGGAAGGAAAAGCUAAAUUUAAAUCUUGAGACGUCGCAGAGUGUACAUUCAGGAAUACAUAUUAUUUACUGUUCAAAGUGGAGGGCCCUAGUGUGACCGAGACAGCGGCGCGUUGAUCGCCGUUUUAAGUUUUUGAUGAUUCUCGCUUGACACCCCCCGUCGAUCUCUAUGACAAUGCUUCAGUCGCAAAAGUUAUACAGCGAGGCUGGUAGCCUCGGCGGUGCCAUGACAAGCGCUGCCAUGUCCAGCAUGGGCAGCAUGGCGCCGACCUACAGCUCCAUAAAUUCGAUGGGCUGCGUGUCGAUGGGAAUGUCCAUGGGAGUUGGAGUUGGGCCAAGUUGCAGUCCUCAGGGUGCGAGUGGCUUCAACAUGAGCAGCAUGAGUUCAGCUAUGGGUAUGGCAUCUAUGGCUGGAGGAGGAAUGGGCAGCUAUGGUGGUGCAACCAUGGGUGGCGGUAGUGCUUGUAUGAGUGCCGGCGCAUAUGGACCCUUGACUCCUGGAGGUGGUGCUGGUGUCACGAGAGACCCGCUCUCUCUAGCGGAACCAGAUUCUCCAAACUCGGCCCUUCAAAGAGCCAGAACGGAUAAAUCUUAUAGGAGAAGUUACACACAUGCGAAACCACCGUAUUCCUAUAUCAGUCUCAUAACCAUGGCUAUUCAGAAUGCGCCAUCCAAGAUGCUGACUCUUUCUGAGAUCUAUCAGUUCAUAAUGGACCUGUUCCCGUUCUAUCGACAAAAUCAGCAGCGCUGGCAAAAUUCAAUCAGGCAUUCUCUCAGCUUCAAUGAUUGUUUCGUCAAGGUGCCGCGUACGCCUGAUAAACCUGGCAAGGGUUCCUUCUGGACCUUGCAUCCGGACAGUGGUAACAUGUUUGAAAAUGGUUGCUAUCUCCGCCGGCAGAAGAGGUUCAAGGACGAGAAGAAGGAGCUGACGCGGCAGACAAACAAGCAUCAGCAGCAUCAGCAACACCACACCACCGGCCAUAGCAGUCCCUCCUCUCACGAAUUAAAUAAUCACGGUAAGAAAACACCCUCGAGUCUCCAUCAUGGAUCUCAGCAGCAGGACGAGAAAGAUCUACACGGUCUGGUCUCGUCUCAUCAUCAUCAUCACACGGGCGGCGCGACCCUUCAUCAGCAUCACACCAGCCUGAAGAGCGACGCUACCGAUAUCGGUGGUUUCCUCGGUACCGAUCUCGGUGCUGCUCACGAAGAACUCGCGGCCAUGGUCGGUCGCAGUUUACCACCUCAUCUCUUGGCAGAUCCAAGCGCCCUUCAUCACGGAAUGACUGGGAGCCUCAAGCAAGAGCCGCCAUACACAGCGGCCAGUCAUCCCUUCAGCAUCACGAGGUUACUACCUGGUGCCACGGCAGGGACGUCCCCUGGUAGUCAGGAUACCAAACCUCCCGAGCUGAAGAUGUACGAUUUGCAUCAGAGCUAUGCGAAUUACGGGUCACCCCAUCAUCCUCAUCAUGCGGCACCACCGAGCCAUCAUCAUCAUAACGGCAUGCACGCGGGAUCGAAUGGCGCCGCAGCAGCGGCGAUGCACAACAUGACCAAUCAUCACCAGGACUACUAUCAGAGCCCAUUGUAUCAUCACGCGGCAAGCGUCGCGACGUCUAGCGCACCGCCGCCACCUCCGACCUCCGCGGCACCGGGUUUGUGACAUCACGCAACCCACCCUUACGCCCUGGCCUGAGUCGCUGCCGCGGCCUACGAGGCCGUCGUCCAACGUGCUACUGCUGCUGCUGCCGCGGCUGCUGCUGGCGCCGGUGGUGCUGAUACCGAUCCUGGUCCUGGUACCGGUGGUAGUAGUGGAAGUGGUGGUGCUUGUGCUCAUGGUCAUCAUCGUCGAUUGGAUUUUCAGCUUCGUCAAGAACUUCGGCCGAUUUAUCAGACAGGAAGCGACGCUAUGGUUACGGAUCUUGGUAGCGUACCGGUUAAUUGGGACGAUACCAAUGACGUCACUCUUGUUUCCUAAUCAGCAGUACUCUCCGAGUAGACUCUUACUUCACUUUCUUUUUUUCUCAAUGAUCAUCUCUACUUGACACAGAGUUCUCAUCCGUUCAAAUAAAAUUUCUUCAUAGUUCCUUCAUCUACUUGAAUGUUCCUUGAUGACAGAUGAAAAUCGACUGUCCGAAUGUCGUUCACUUGGAAUGAUCUUUGUUAUCGCCUUUAUGGUACUUUUGCAAAAUAUUUUUUUUUUUUAUAUUCAGUAUAUGGACCAAAGCUUUAACGCAAUACCUAUACCGAUAUCCUACGGUCUUCUUCUCCGACCUUUGAAUUUCUAAGAACGAUCCAAAAUACAAAGUAUCAUCGUUUAUUGUUGAUCAAUAACAAAAUUUAUAAUUAUAUAGAAAAAAGAACACGAAAUCUUUGGAUUUUUAUUGAAUAAUCAAAAUACUCACCGACCAACAAUCAAAUCUCGAUGUUAUCACAGUAGAGAUGAUUUUUACCUAAAAUUAUAGAUUUCUCAAAAUAACAAAUCGUCCAUUUAUAACGAUUGUCUCGAGUACGUGAAAGCGCGAGAGGGAGUUUUAAAUAGCAUUCUGCCGAUAUUCGCACGAAAAGUAAUCCCGCGACGAAGAAGAUGACGAUGAAGUCAAUGGAUGACGGUCGGUGACGGUGGUGACGACGCUAGUGGUAAUGGUGUCCUCGGUCAAGUGAAAAAUGUGAUAAUCCGUGAAAAUAAAUGAUAAACUAAAGGACCUAUAUACGAUGAAAACAAGUAGACGAAUACACGCGCGCACAACGUAUGCAUAAACAAUUACGUAGACACAAGAGUAAUCACGUUAAAAAAAAAGUCAUAGACGCACGAGCGCGCGCAUUUAAAAAUAAGAAACACGACUUUUGUAAAACCGUCGCGCCAGACAGGUUCAGUGUUUUUGUAUGAUACAUGUAGAUAGUCGCACAAUCUAACGCGUAUAAUGUACAAUACUAUAUGUUAUAAAGAGGUAUAUAUAUAAAUAUAAAUAUAUAUAUAUAUAUAUAUAAAUGGAAUCUUCAACGAUACUUUAUAAUAGAAGUAUAUAUAGAGACAUAAAUAUAUACCGCGUGUACCAAAAGUGACGUCCCGAUGGGAAUGGCUUUGCUUGCGGAUCAUGCGCAAAGGAAAUUUUUAUUAGAAACAACCAAUAAAUACAUUCGGCCCGAAACAAUUGUCUUUCCAGCAUAUGCUGCGAGAGCGUGCAGUAAAUACAGGAGGGGCCAAGGAGGGGGUGGGGGGGGGCCUGUAGAAUAAAAAAUAUCACUUAAUUAUACGACGCGAUAUUUUAGGCUUUCUCGCGCAAAGAGACGUUACUUUUGUUUCACGCGAGGCCCCCUAUAUAAAUCUGUAAAUAAUAUUAGUAAUUGGUAUAUUACGAAAGAUCAUUUAUUAUUAUUAAUGUCAUCUAUUAUUGCCAUUAAUUAUUUUAUUAUUAUUCUAUUAUUAAUAUCGCAACGGACGAGAAUUCGUAUUAUCGUCGCGAGCUGUUAGGUUU
This is a messenger RNA of Cephus cinctus (wheat stem sawfly), 5030 nucleotides long. RefSeq names its product silk gland factor 1. Gene Ontology annotation, molecular function: DNA-binding transcription factor activity, RNA polymerase II-specific; protein domain specific binding; transcription factor binding. Bases 1724 to 3214 code for a protein of 496 amino acids. Gene Ontology annotation, biological process: regulation of transcription by RNA polymerase II; anatomical structure morphogenesis; cell differentiation. The transcript has a single exon. Lineage: Eukaryota; Metazoa; Arthropoda; Insecta; Hymenoptera; Cephidae. The record is from RefSeq and is a predicted model, not a curated record.